CGGGAAAGCAGGGUUUCUAUCGCCAGAUGAGGGACAACUCUGUCCGGCUUAAGAGCUAGCAUGGAAGCUUAGUGGAAUAAUUGAAUUUGGUUUAGUCGUUUUUCGUUUUUGGAUUCAGAAACCAAAAACGGAGAAUAUCACUACGUAAUUUUUAUUUAACCAAGCCUGUCUCAAAUAGCCUACAUGUCUGGCAUUUGUAACAGACCUACCUCUAUUGACAUAGCCUAGCCUACAUAAGGAGGAGGCACUGCUACUCCGUCCCAAUAAGGCGGCCGCGUCGACGUAUUGCUCCUAUGAACAGCAGCGACCAAGCGUUUAUCUGCGCAUAUACUUUCCAGUUUGUUUUGCACCUCACUUGGGUUUUCUCAUCCUCCACUCCAGCGAGACAUCAACCGGAAUGGAGUCAACAGAAGCUUCCGUGACAUUUCAGUUGGGAUGGCCUCAAAUGCACCACUUGUUUGCUCUACUUUGUCUUGUUGCCGUCGUCAAAUUAACAAUGUUGCUCGCCGAAAGAAGGGAUGCGUUUCGAAACAUUGAAACUUUUCCAGGACCACCUGCACACUGGCUUUUUGGACACGUGAAGGAGUUUAAACAAGAUGGGACAGACUUAGAGAAGUUUGUGAAAUGGGGACAAAAGUAUCCUUAUGCUUUCCCAUUGUGGUUUGGACCCUUUGUCUGUUUCAUUAACAUUCACCAUCCGGAUUAUGUGAAAACGAUACUGACAUCAACAGAGCCAAAAGAUGAUUUGUCAUAUAGGUUUAUGGAGUCAUGGAUUGGCGAAGGCUUAUUAGUGUCAAAAGGUCAGAAGUGGUUUCGGCACAGAAGGCUCUUGACCCCAGGUUUCCAUUAUGAUGUUUUGAAACCAUACAUAAAACUGGUGUCAGACUCUGCAAAAACUAUGCUGGACAAAUGGGAAAGUUAUGCAAACACCAAUGAGUCCUUUGAAUUGUUUAAUCACGUGAGCCUUAUGACACUAGACAGCAUCUUGAAAUGUGCCUUCAGCGACAACAGUAACUGUCAGACCGAGAGUGGAACAAAUGCAUACAUCAAAGCAGUGUAUGAGCUCAGUGAUCUGAUUAACCUGCGGUUCAGGACGUUUCCAUACCACAAUGAUCUUAUUUUCUACCUCAGCCCACAUGGCUUUAGAUACAGAAAAGUACGCAAAGUGGCUUGCAGUCAUACAGAGGAAGUCAUAAGAAAGAGGAAAGAAGCACUCAAGGAGGAGAAGGAGCUGGACCGGGUACAGGCCAGGAGGAACUUGGACUUUCUGGACAUCCUUCUCUUAGCAAGAGAUGAGAAGCAGCAGGGUCUGUCGGAUGAAGAUCUACGAGCAGAAGUGGACACCUUCAUGUUUGAGGGCCAUGACACCACAGCCAGUGGCAUUUCUUUUAUCUUCUACGCUCUGGCCUGCCACCCAGAACACCAGAAGAUUUGCAGGGAGGAGAUCAUUCAAGCCCUGGAUGGGAAGGACACCAUGGAGUGGGACGAUCUCAGUAAAAUUCCAUACACAACGAUGUGCAUCAAAGAAUCCCUCCGCCUUUACCCUCCUGUACCAGGAAUGUCCAGAAAGAUCACCAAACCCAUGACAUUUUUUGAUGGAAGGACUUUGCCAAAAGGAAGUCUAAUUGGAACGAGUGUGUAUGGGAUUCACAGGAAUGCAGCUGUCUGGGAAAACCCUAAUGUCUUUGACCCACUGCGUUUCCUACCAGAGAAUGUUUCCACAAGGUCCCCUCAUGCAUUCGUGCCCUUCUCUGCUGGGCCAAGAAACUGCAUUGGUCAGACCUUUGCCAUGAAUGAGCUGAAAGUGGCAACCGCCCUGACACUGAAGCGAUACCAGCUGAUAGAGGACCCCGCUCACAAACCCAUGUUAAUUCCUAGACUGGUGCUUCGCUCACUCAAUGGCAUCCACAUCAAGAUCCAACCUGUAGACCCACAGGAGUAAAGGGAAAUAAGAAGUUGCAUUUGUAUUUUAGAAUAAUUUUCUCACACAAACAAUUUGAGUGUUGCACUUUAUAUGUGAAAAGGGAAUAUGACCUAUAUCAGUGAUAUUUCGUUUAUUUGUAAAUGCAUUAUCAACUAUAUUUAGUGGUUCUGUUUUAGUAGUGGUUGAUGGCUGUUAAGACCAGGUCAAACCUGAGCAUUUUAAUAGAGCCCAUUAACAUUUUUGUCUGCCUUUUUUGUGUUCAUGAAAAAGGUGGUGUGAACUUUUACACACUAGUCUUUGUUCAGUAUUGUCAAAGUUCCAUAAUUUCUAUAAACCGUACUUACACAUUAA
Molecule: messenger RNA, 2275 nt
Organism: Perca flavescens (yellow perch)
Lineage: Eukaryota; Metazoa; Chordata; Actinopteri; Perciformes; Percidae
Gene: cyp4t8
Product: cytochrome P450, family 4, subfamily T, polypeptide 8
Exons: 12
Coding region: 398-1942 (514 amino acids)
Molecular function (GO): monooxygenase activity; heme binding; oxidoreductase activity, acting on paired donors, with incorporation or reduction of molecular oxygen
Source: RefSeq, a predicted model, not a curated record